AUGAGUGAGGAAACUAUGCUUUUCACACCCGUGCUAGAGUGCGAUGAUUUAUUGUGCUUAGAAUGCAGAAUAACUAGUUUGGACGUUACAGAUGAAAUCAAACUAACUCUUUUCCAUUGUCAAAUCUUCAUUUGCAGAUAUUUCCUUUCUUCUUUUCCUGAAAUUAUUGCUGCACCCGUUCCACAAACAGAUAAUUACAUUUAUCUAAUUGCAAAGAAAGAAUUUUUCAAGACGAGCGAGUUGCUGAAGUGCCUUGAGAUUAAGAAAUUGUGUUAUUCAGACCCUCAACCAGUUGUUUAUGAUGUUUACAAAGAGUGUGUCAGAUACACUAUGCUGUUCAAAUUAGCACCUUCAUGGAACAAAUUUGGCAUGUAUCUCUGCCAAGGAAAAGAUUUCAUAAUUGGUCAUGAGUAUCUCAAUGCAGUCAAAUUUGACGUCAACAUUAAAAAACCGGGCAUGAUCAUCAAAUUCAAAUCCACAAAACUGAAAGUCAAUCCUUUGAAAGUGGAAGAGCUUGGUUUAUCAUCAUCGCUUUUGGCAGAAUUUAAAGAAAAUCCUGAUGGUGUAAUUCAUCUUGGACAACAUUGGGCUAACGUUUUACCUAGCUUGGUAAAAGCGAGGAUUUUGAAAGUUUCAAAACAAAUUCCUAAGACGUGCUGUUUUGGAAAUUACCAGACGCUUCGUAGGCACUGGCAAAAAAUGUAUGGUUACAUAUUGCCCGAGAGAAGCGAAGGAAUUCUCUACUACGAAGUCCGCUUCACAGCUUUUCCAGAGCAAAUUUUUGUCUAUCCUGAUAUCUGUUUGCAAUCCGAGUAUCCUAAAAUGGUUCCUUGCAAAAAUCAGGGCUUCAUCUGCAUUCAAUUCGUCGAAAGCUUGAGGGAUCAAGUUAGCGCUAUCUGCGGAAAAUCACUUUCUUUCGUCAAAUUGAAUCCAAAAGAGACAAAAGCAACUCCGAAUCCCGGAUUUCGUCCUGCAAAAGAAAUCAAAAUCGAGAAAACCAAUUCUCAGAUUCUUCGAAUGCCAUCGAUUUAUGGAACCGUUUGCUCAAAACCGAACUUCACAAAUGGCAACAGCGAUCCAAAACUGAAGCAGCAAACGAUCAAAAUCGAGAAAACCAAUUCUCAGAUACCUCAAAUGCCGUCAAGUUACGGAAUAGUCUGGCCAAAACCGAAAAUCACAAAUGGAAACAACGAUUCAAAACUGAAGCAGCAAACGCUCAAUUUCCCAAGAGUAAAAAUCGAGCCUCCUUCGCCUCCUCAAAAUUCGAAUUCGGUCAAGCCAUCCCAAAACGGGAGCCUUGUUUCAAAAUUAAAAAGUCCCGAGUUUUCAAGAUCUUUGUUUUCUCAAAUAUCUCAGUCGACUCCUCUCAGAAGAAAAUUGAUUAUUGAUCCGAAAGUCGAAAAUGACAAAGGUAGCAUAAAGAGUGAAACUUUCAAGACUUUUAUGAAUUUGAUCAAAUCAAACGAAAAUCCAAUUACGAAGGAAAAAGAGAAAAAAAGGUCAUUUGUCGACACAUUACGUCAGGGAAAACCUGAAUUACGUUUGCCAAAAGUCUCACCUCCGCUGAAACGAAUUCGAAUUUUCGAAUCAAAUCCAACUGAGACUAUCACAAAAUAUUUUAAACAGCAGAAAUCAAGUUCUGUUCGGCCCGCAGUAACUCAGGGUAAAUUGCAGCUAAAGAAUUUAUUGAGAAAUAAGUAAAUGAAUAUUACUUGAUAUAUUAGUUGAAUCUCAAAAGUGUUAAGUUUGA
Messenger RNA from Belonocnema kinseyi, 1750 nucleotides. RefSeq lists its product as uncharacterized. The transcript is spliced from 10 exons. The record is from RefSeq and is a predicted model, not a curated record. Lineage: Eukaryota; Metazoa; Arthropoda; Insecta; Hymenoptera; Cynipidae. The coding region runs from base 1 to 1701 and encodes 566 amino acids.